AUGGCUACCUCAGGCUCCACCCCUCCUCUUCCUCUCCCCAUUGCUGCCACUGUGCCUGAGGAUUUCCAUUAUGAAACCAAGUACAUUGUGCUCACCUACCUGGGACGGCUGCCUGCUGGUAGGCGGCAUAACGAGCGUACGGCAUCUGAAGGCGACUCAAAGCGCGAGUUCACUGGUAAUGUUAAAGAGCAAGUUGAAGAAGAGCUAAAACGACUUGAAGAUGAAAUUGCGGCGUCAUUUUCCAGCACAGGCUUUGACCGUCACACGUCACUGGUGUUUAAUCCAGUCAACCCCGAGACAUCAAUUGAAGACUGUCUAGCUGAGCUUGGAGACCGCUUGGUCAGAGAACUGGAUGCACAUCUUGAAAGAGCCGUACACGCACUCCUCGCAGGGCCUUUGGAGUACGAGAGAUUCCGUGAUACAACACUGGCCCUGUUAGCACACACACAGGAAGUGUGGAGCAAGGUGCUUGUGCCUUUGGUGCUGCUUCAGGCUUUACAAAGUGAAGCUCACUCUGUGUCAACCCUGCUUCAACUUGGAGUGCGCUUCCUGGAGGAAUCUCAAUGUGAAUACAUCAGCCAGAAAGGGGGAUACGGUGAAAUAUUUGGCCUCUGUUUGGAAGAAGAGCGAGGCGUUGCCGUCGCAGAAGACAGCAACGACAUCUACAUCCUUUCAGGGGAGCAAGCACCAGACCAGUUGAGUCCACCUUCUUCUCUUCUGUGCACGGGCGACAACAGCAGCGGGCACAGCUCCUGGCAGACAGAGAGCUUACCCGUGUCGUUGGCCGGCCACGAGUCGUGGGCGCAGGUGUGCGCGAUGGACCCUGAAGAUAUCAAGAGCUUGGACAGCAAUGAGGGCGUCGCUCUGGUCGAAGAGCGCAGCGAGAACAACUCUUCCAACUCGGACAUUGUCCACGUGGAGCGUGAGGAAGCAGAGAUGCUGGAGGAGGGCGCUGAAGGGGGCGCCAUAGAGGAGAGCAUGAUGAGCGUUUUGGGAACGGAGAGUGAGCUUGCCCAGCUCAGGGAGGAGAUAACAAGCCAGAUUGCUCUUGCUCCCGUGACCGUGGAGGAACAUGCCUCCCUGAUUUCACUGGAGGAUCCUGUUGUGAUAGAAACGCCUUUAAGCUUGUCAACGGAACCUUCCCUCAUCUCUUUAGAACCGGAGCGUCCUCCUCCGGUUCCAGAAGCUACUGCUCUCCCUUCACUUGAACCUCAACCUUCAGCUCCCUUAGCAGUUACUGUAAUGGAACCAGAGCCUGAAUCAGAAAGGGCCAUUGCUCCUGUUCUUGAUGAGGCAGCAACCCUAUCUCCAGCUAAGCAGGCCCAAAUCACAAAGCCUGAGUCUUCUGAACCACAAUCGGAGCUGGCAACCGUUCCUCCCCAGCAAGAACCAGAAGCCCCGAACGAACCUGAGGCACCACCACCACCAGCUGAAAUAUUAGUUCCGGAGACCCAUGCACAAGCAGUCACUGAGGAGCCUUCCGUGCAGCCGGAACCAGAAUCUGAGCUCCAAGCUCUGAUAUAUGGUGGAGCUGCACUGGUGCUCCUCACUGCUGUGAUGGCUUAUGGUGUCAUCAGCUACAGAAGAAAAUAG
Molecule: messenger RNA, 1593 nt
Organism: Nerophis lumbriciformis (worm pipefish)
Lineage: Eukaryota; Metazoa; Chordata; Actinopteri; Syngnathiformes; Syngnathidae
Source: RefSeq, a predicted model, not a curated record